AUGCAGAUCUUGAAGCAUGUUCAAGUUCGGUUCAGUCUAAACGCUAGUCAUGCUCUCCCGAGUACUUGCACUCAUUGCUGUACUAUUAUACAGGCAACAUUCAUCUAUCGGAGUGGUCGUCUCGUUAAACAUGGCAUCUUCACUCUUCAUGCACUACCCCCGUCAUACUAUGUAAAUGGCGAUGUCCAGACACACUGCACAAUUCUUCAGGAGCCAGCCCAUACCCUUGAUUACUGUGAAGAUAUGACCUUUUGGGACCACCUGGAUGCAGAGGGCGCUGUGACUGCCCGUUUUGUUAUUGCGGGGUGUGACCCCAACCGCAAGGCAUGGAACACGGUCAUGGGCCCCCUGCGCAAUCCCGAACCAAGGGCCUACCUUUGGCUGCGUAUUGAGUUGGAUGAAUACCCGGAAGGACAUGACUUCCACCCACUCGGGCUAGAGAUCACGCCCUCUCAGGAUGGGGCCCCAUCUGUUCUUUAUGUAGUCAAUCACGCACGCGAAGAGACAACGAUCGAGCACUUUACCAUUUCACCAGAUACCCCAACUCAUGCACUCUGGCAACGCACACUUUCAUCGCCUUGGUUUGUGUCUCCUAAUGCAUUGGCCAUCACCAACGAGACGUCAUUCUAUGUCAGUAAUGACCAUCUCAUGACUCGUCGACUUCCUUUCCCCCUUGCACCUGCCCUGCCGCUGAUUGAGAGUGUUGCUGCACUGCCCCUAGGCUGGCUUGCACAUGUCACAGUUAAUCCUGAUGGCACAGUCACGCACGAAAUAGCCGCUCUCGGUGUGGCCUUUGCCAAUGGCGUCGCCAUCUCCCCAGACGGCACGACUCUCGCACUGUCUUCUACUUCUCUCGGUCAAGUCUACUUCUACGACCGCGACGUAGCUACAAAUGCACUCAAAUACCGGGAGACCGUUAACCUCCCCUUCUUCAACGACAACAUCAUGUUUGACGAGGAGGGCACCCUGAUCGUUACGGGGCAUCCACAUUUCCCGUCUCUCAUUGCCGUCGCUGCCAAUAAAACAGAUGCGCGCGCACCAAGUUGGGCCGUCUCGCUCACUCCUAUUUCAAAAAAAACCCAUUUUGCGAAGAGCGCACAUGCGGCGGAUAGGAAAUAUGAUUUACGUGCGCCAUUGUCGGUAUCAGAAAUUGUCCCCGCUAGUGAAAGAUGGGAGGUAGAAACACUGUUCCAGAGCGAUGGAAGUGUAUUUGGAACAUCCUGCACGACGCUGAGGGAUUCGAGGACUGGCUCACUGUACAUGGUGGGUCUGUACGAGGAGGGAUUAAUGGUUUGUAGGCCAUAG
Messenger RNA from Suillus bovinus, 1305 nucleotides. RefSeq lists its product as uncharacterized. The coding region runs from base 1 to 1305 and encodes 434 amino acids. The transcript has 3 exons. Lineage: Eukaryota; Fungi; Basidiomycota; Agaricomycetes; Boletales; Suillaceae. The record is from RefSeq and is a predicted model, not a curated record.